AUGGAUGAUCACGAAUUAAACUUUGUGUCUUCCCUGGGCCAUGAUUCCUCAAGCAAGGCCUCAUCAGAGCGGAUGAAUCGACGACAGUCGAAGGUUUCCAUCUUUCAUUUAGCUGCCUUUGUUUUCGUGUUGGGAUUUAGCUUCCUUGUAGCUGGAAUAGUGCUGAUAACUUUGUCUCAAACACGAUCAUCAGAGACGAAAAAGAACUCUGCCCUCAAUCAAACAAUCACCAGGAAAGUUAACUCCACAUUCGGCGAAAACGAGACAAUUGCAGAGAGUCGCUGUGCGUUUUCGUCAGAAGCUCAACUUGCAGGUUUAGAGGCAUUUUUUAUUAAGGUGAAAGAAGAACGAAAGCACUUUACACCUUACAGAAGUUACCUCACGAAAGAAAAAUUCGAACCUUACAACCCAGAGCCGCAAGCAAUCAAAAAGUUAACUGACCAAACAAUGAGACUCUAUGAAGAACUACUGGAGAUAAAAGGUGGCUUGGAUGUGGGAAAACUAAAGUUACACGAAAGACGACAAUUAGCUGUUGCGGAGCACGAAUUGAAACAUUUCUUCGGGAAACCCUAUGGAAACAAUUAUUAUACAGGAGCCUGGAUGCUAGGUCCGAAUCAAAGAUGUACAUCGGAACCAAUCACAUCUCUACCCGCGCACUUGAGGGUAGCCCUUUACAUAUUCUUAAAAAAUCAGAACAAAACUUUGAAGGUUGCAGAAAAUGCAAUGAAGAUACUGCCAAAAUUUCGAGAAGGAAUCCAACAGUACAAAUUUAACCUGCAGAGGGGUGUGGCAUCUGGAAUGAUCCGUUCUAGAAGCGAAUGUGCCGAGGGCCUUAACUGCAUGAAAGGAAAAUACCGUGAUCUUUUUACGCGCAAAUCUCCCGAGGCUGUGCUAUCCUGGUAUGGAGUGCGCCGUGAUAUAGAAAACUUUGCGAGACACGUCAAUAUGCAAGAUUCAUCUUUGUGGAUUAACAAGUACGGUAAAAACAUGUCCGACUCUCUGACAAACGCUGUCGUCGAAUUCAUCGGAAUGCCGUUGGUCAGUUUGUUUGAUUAUCUGGAAAAUGAUCACAUGGCACACUGCGUGCCUAGCAAUGUAUCCAGUGGACUGGGAACAAGGCCUGUUGAUCAUGUGUAUGUCAAUGGUACAAAGACGUCAGUAAAGACAAAUCAAACAUUGGAUGGAAAAGAAAGGAUAAUGAAAGGAAAAGAUGCAUAUGCGGAAAUUCUUUCGUAUUUCACCACAACAAAGUAUACACCAGAUGCGGAAGUCAACUGUCCUCAACGUUAUACCGCCAUGUCUCACUGGUUGGAAAUUGUUCGCAGUACAUUGACAUUCUUGCGAGGUAAGCUACUCAAGCUGUUUUACUUCAACGGCGACAGAAGGACGAUACCAACAUGCCCCGUUGAACCAGUUAUAAGUUUUUCUCCGUACGUGGGCGUGGCAACGCAUACGGCCUCCUCCAGUAACUGUGGACACGCGGCUAGGUACAAUUUGCCAUUUUUUGUCGAUCGAAUGGGGUGUGAGUACAUGGAAUGGACUACAACUGCACAUGAGGCAGUUCCUGGCCAUCACCUUCAAGAGGAAGGCUUCAAGGCAAUAUUCCAGCCUCGAAUAGCUCCGUGUCCAAGUGUAUUAAAACCAAGUUCUGCCACGGCUUACAAGGAAGGCUGGGCGACUUACGCUGAACAUCCUCUAAUGAGCCUCGAUUCAGAUUUAUACGCAGAGCAGCCAUUACGCUAUUACGGUGUCAUCAAAUCUCAAAUCUGGCGAGCACUGCGCCUCGUCAUCGACACGAGUCUACAUUACAAGAACAUGUCACGCGAUGAAGCGCUGACCAUGUUUAGACAAUACAUGUGGGAGAACAGUGAUAUCACACGGAAAGAGAUUUCUCGUUAUCAGGCUGGGCCAGGUCAAGCAACCUCGUACAUGAUUGGCCAGUUGGAGAUCUGGAGGAUGCGCAAUGAGUCAGAAGCGAGCCUUGGAUCGCAAUACGAUAUUCGGGAUUUUCAUUAUCACGUACUCUUGCAAGGAAACAUGCCUCUGUGGUUUGUCGAUGAGCACAUCAAGAAGUUUUACGUUGGCUGUGUUUUGUCCGGAGCCUCAGACGGCGAUACGGAAAAGUGUUUCAGCGAUUUCGAUAAAAUAGGAUUCUCUAGGUCCUUAUAACUAGCAAGAAAAAUGUCCAGGCAAUGUUUAUCUCUAUAGCUAUUAUAUUCCACUUAAAUCCGAGUGUUCUUUGAGAAGAAAGCGAGUACUUUCGAAGUUUCUCUCCUUUUAUAUUAAAGUUUGA
Molecule: messenger RNA, 2293 nt
Organism: Stylophora pistillata
Lineage: Eukaryota; Metazoa; Cnidaria; Anthozoa; Scleractinia; Pocilloporidae
Source: RefSeq, a predicted model, not a curated record